This is a messenger RNA of Biomphalaria glabrata, 5078 nucleotides long. RefSeq names its product protein RRP5 homolog. The transcript is spliced from 28 exons. Gene Ontology annotation, cellular component: nucleolus; small-subunit processome. The record is from RefSeq and is a predicted model, not a curated record. NCBI's taxonomy places the organism in Eukaryota, Metazoa, Mollusca, Gastropoda, Planorbidae. Gene Ontology annotation, molecular function: protein binding; RNA binding. Bases 1 to 3501 code for a protein of 1166 amino acids. Gene Ontology annotation, biological process: rRNA processing.
AUGUCAGCUAUUUCUUUAAUUUUGCUGUUUGGUAGUGUCUCUAGUGUUGAAGAUCAUGGCUACAGUGUAGAGUUGGGAAUCAAGGGAUUAAAGGCAUUUCUUCCAAGUAAAAAUGCUGAAGCUUUUAUAAAGACUUGUAAUUGUGGAUCUCCUUUGAGUGUUGGUCAGCCAUUGUGGUGUGUAACGCAAUUUAAAGAUAAAUUCAAAUGUACAGAAGGAGAAAAUCAUGUUCUGACUGUAACCAUAGAUCCGUUAGCAGUACAAUCUUCAGCACUGACAGAUACCAGUAAUUUGAACUGUUUUUUGCCUGGAAUGAAUUUCAAAGGAUUAAUCCAAAGUGUUUUUGAUGGAGGGCUGGUUGUGAAUGUUUUAACAUUUCCAGGCCAUGUUCAUAUCACUCAUUUGUGGAAACAUCCAAAACUUUUCUCUGUUGGCCAGCAGGUCAGCCUGAAGCUUUUGUACAUAGAUGUAAACACUAAAACACUACAUUUGACAGCACUCCCUAAACAUGUUCAGUUUGAUGGUAGACCUGUUAAGGUUUUUGGAGAUUUGCAAAUCAGUACUAUCUGUGAAGCUAAAGUUGCUUGGACUCAGAAAAAAAAAGGUGUUAUGUUUCAUUUACCUAACAACAUUACAGGCUUUGCUGCUAUGAGCCAGUUGAGUGAUGUCAAUAAAGAGUCUGCUAAGCUUCAGAAAUAUACUCCUAACUCAACACACAAGUGUCGAAUUCUUGGAUUUAAUUUCAUGGAUGGACUGGCUCUUAUCACUCUGAAAAAACGUAUUCUACAGAUGAAAUUUAUUCAAAUAAAUGAAAUUUCUGUUGGUGAACUAUUAGAAGUCAUUGUGAAAGAUGUGACUGCUAAUGGAAUCCUUGUCAAACUGGCCAAGUCUAUCUUCUCUUUCAUCACUUGUCUACAUUUGGCUGAUGUGCCCAUAAAAAAACCUGAAAAGAAAUUUACCCCAGGAAUGAAAUUAAAAUGUAGAGUCCUUGGUGUUGAUGUUGAAAAGAAUAAAGUAUUUUUAACUCACAAACAGUCCUUAGUGAAGUUGAAGGACCCUGUUACAGAGUAUAGCCAGUUGAGACCUCAGAUGGAAUUGGAAGGUUAUAUCAGUGCUAUUAAAGAAAGAGUAUUAAUUGUGACAUUCUUUAAUAAUGUUAAAGGUUAUGUUACUUUAAAGGAUAUGAGCAAAGAGAAGGUGGAGAGUCCUGACAGUCUCUUUUAUGUUGGACAAGUCAUUAGAUGUCGUGUUGUCUUCUUCAAUGCUGUAGAAAAGAAGUUGAAACUCUCUUUUAAUUUUGGGGAUGAACCUGUGACUAGUCCUAGAAAAUGUUUAGAACCUUUGGAUAUUUCUAUCAGAAAGAUCAAUGAAGCUGUCAUUUUAUCUGUAGAUAGUAUUGGUUAUACUCUUGGUAUUCAAAACAAGAGAAAAGCAUUCCUACCAUUCUAUCACUUGUCUGAUUUCCAUGAAGUACAAGAACUCAGAAAAAUGUCAUUUAAGCCUGGUCACAAACUUCAGGGACUGACAUUCUUCAAACAGAAAGAGAAACUUAUAUUGACAAUGAAGGAAUCUUUUGUCUCAGCAGCUGACACCAAUAAUUUGUUAGAAACAUUUGAAGACUUGAAGAAUGGAAUGUUCCUGCCAGCUGUCAUUAAAAACCAUCAAGAUUAUGGAAUGUUUUUGGAAAUAGUCAAUGGCUACACUGGGCUAUGUCCAUUUAAGACUCUUAGCUACAUUCAGCCAUCAAACUUACAAGAACUUUUCAAACCUGGUCAAUCUGUGAUGACAAGACUUGUUAAGAUUGAUACUGAAAAACAGACAUUCCUAGGCAGUGUAAAUAUUAAGGAGUGCUGUGAAAGUGGAGUUGAUUCAUCUCUAAGUACACUCAGGAGUUAUCUUCUCUCUAGGACAAAGGCUCACCUUCAGCUGUUUAAUGAACAGGAUGAACUAGCUGUAUAUAAUGAUCUGAAAGUUGGUGACUUUGUUGAAGUGGUGGUUAAUUCCGUGCUUAAAAAAGGUAUUCUUUGUGACACAAUAACUGGGGCUAAAGGACUUGUUACAAAAGAUCAUUUUGGAGAUUUACAACCUAAAGUGGGCAAAUGUUACCAAGGAGUUAUUCUCUUUAUUGACCUCCUUACACCUUGCAUCGAAGUAACUUUAGACUCCAAAGUUGUUCAAGCUGUCAAAUCAUUCAAAGAAACUGAUAAAACCAAGCUGAAGACCAAUCAAAUCUUGAAGGCUAACAUUUUGUUGAUGAAGCCAGAGUUCAUGUUGAUGGGAUUAAAAGGUCAUGGUAGUGGAAAGUUUGUCUAUGUACCAGUCAAACAAAAUCUGAAUGAUGUCAACUUGAAACCUUUCAAGAUAGGAUCUUAUACUGAGGUUGUUAUUAAAGACUACAUUGAAGGAUUGCAGUUGGCAGUUUUUAAAAUGCAUGACUUGAAAGUAACUCCAGACAAAUAUCACCAAGCUGAGACCAAUCAAAGCAAUCUAAUGGACAUUGUUGAGGAAGCCAAUGUCAUGCCACCAAGAAAAGUGAGAAAAAGAACAACUACAGAAGUCAAGAAACCAAAAAAGGUUUUAAAAAAAAGUGAAAACAUUCACACCAUUGAAAACAAUGAGAAUGUUUCAGACAAUGAAUGCUUAAAGUCAUUGCAAGGUAAUGUACCCCGAUUGACAAUUGAAGUCUUUUCAUGGAAAGGGGAAGUAAUACCCCAUCAAAAAUAUCCUCACAGACAGGAGAGUGAUGAUGAAAUGGAAACAACAAAAAGUGAAUCUCUUGAAAUGAAAAACAGAAAGCAUGCAGAGGAGCUCAAACUACAAGAACAUGAAUUAGAUCAACUCAAAGACAUUACUCAUGUCCAAAGUUCUUCAGACUUUGAAAAGCUAGUUCUUCAGUCCCCUAAUAGUUCUGUAGUUUGGAUUGCUUAUAUGACUUACCACGUUGAGUUGGGAGAGCUAGAGAAGGCAAGACUUGUAGCAGAGAGAGCUAUCAACACUAUUUCAUUUAGAGAAGAACAAGAAAAAAUAAAUGUUUGGAUGGCUUAUUUGAACAUGGAGACAAUAUAUGGUGACCCAACAGAUGUGAAGAAAUUAUUACAUCGAGCAGUGUCAUGCAAUAAUCCUUUGGAUAUAAAUUUGAAGAUGUGCAACAUCUAUGUUGCAAAUGGGAAAACGUUUGAAGUUGAGGAGUUGUUUACAUUUUUAUGUCAUGACUUAAAACAUGAAAAGUUAGUAUGGAAAUCUUAUGCUCACUUUCUUUUUAAGUCUGGACAAGUGGACAUUGCAAGAAGUGUGUUGCAUCAUGCACUUCUUGAUUUAGAUAAACGUGAUCAUGUCGAAGUGAUCAUCAAAUUUGCAACUCUUGAAUUUUCUCAUGGUGAUAUUGAAAGAGGCUGCACAAUCUUUGAAAAUUUAAUAGCCAGCUACUUAGGUCGAACUGACCUAUGGUCAGUGUAUGUAGAUAUGAUGGUCAAGAGUGGAGAUAUAGCUGGUGCUCGGUGAGUUGACAUUUUAGUGCUGUUAACUAUGUUCUUGGUGAAUUUGAAUGAUGUGUGGCACAUGCCAAAACACAAUCUCCAAGGGAUUUCUGAUGAAGUGGUGAAAAAAAGGACUUCAAAAAGCUUGUAGUAUAUGGAUAGAUGUAUUAUAUAUAUAUAUAGAUUUAUACAAUUCCUCUUGUUAGUUUGCAAACUAUUCAUGGGCAAAAUCUGGACAUAGAUUUGGAAAACAGCUCUAAUGAUUUUCCUUCUAGGCCACACAUUGAAAACAUUUGUCAGUUAUAAUUUGAAAAUUAAUUUAGGGUUUGUACUCCCAAGCUUUCUUUGUAUUCAGUAAAGAGUUCAAAUAAAUGGAUGUUCAUGUGCAUUUUGUGUAUUGACUUGUGUAGAAAUUAGCUUGACAUAAAGGAAGAAAUUAAUUGUGCAUGUUUUCUGGAAAGACUCCAUGUAAUAGGCUUUUACAUUGUCCAGCCACCUUUUCUUCCGAUGACCCUUUCUUUGAAGGACGACUCUAGACAGUCUUGUCUUACAAUAUAACCAGCUCAGCUUUUGCCUUUUCACAGUAUUGAGGAGUUCCUCAUUUUUGCCAGCCAGAUUGUUUACGUCUAACAGUACAAACUCAUUUGUCUUCUUCUGAAAGUAUGAUACAAGGUGGCCACACUUUGUCAUCAGUGUAUCUACAAUAAAGAAAUGCCCUUAGAGAACUGAUCACUCCAUAUGUCCCUCAGAGAACUCUGCACUCCAUGGACUCAAUACUUCUAGUUAUGCCAUGUUUCUCUCUCAAAAGUUUGUGGGCUUUUUCAGUACACUGAAUUUGACAUGACUCCCCAUUGAUCUCAGACAACAUGCUACACUACAUUCAAGAAGAACAUUUAGACCUAUCUGUUCAAAAAUGUAUUAGAUUAUAGUCUUUUUAGCUCUCAUGUUUAUGUUUGUAAUGUUACCUUGAGCAUACAUUAGGUUUGUUAAGAGAGCUCCAUACAUUAAAUUAUUAGUAUUAUUUAAGUAAAAUGACAAGAAGAUAAGAAUGUGACAGUCAAAAUUCUCACAGAAUUACAAUUUCAUUUUUUUUGUAUUUUUUUUUUUGUAAUAGAACAAAAAAUUUGUAUGAGCUCUAAAAGUAUUAUUUCCUUAUCAAAUCUUUCAGCAUCUCACUGUCUCCUUUAGGGGAAAUAGAUAUUCUCCCACUAUUGUUAUCAUUAUUAAAAGAAAAACUAAUUCUUUUAAUUGACUAUACUUUUAUAAAUAUGGUCUGAAUUAAUCAUUAAGUUUUUAACCUGAUGUGAUUUAAAGUCUUAUAAAUUUCAUUGCAGUUUUAACAAAUCUAUUUGUGUUUGUCUACUGCCAUUUGUUAGAGAGAGCUGUUAAACAGAAGUUUAAUGCUAAGAAACUCUCUUUUCUGCUACAAAAAUUUAAGAGAUUUGAAGAAACCCAUGGCACAGAGGAACAGGUGGAAAAAGUCAAAGAAUUGGCAUCUAGUGUAUUGAAUUAGUUUGUUAUUGAAUAAAAAAAAAUAUUUUCUUAAUGUAUUGCUUACCGGUAUUUUAUGUUUUGUUUUUUUAAUUGGUUUUAGUGAGUACU